Elephantulus edwardii (Cape elephant shrew) is the source of this 2075-nucleotide messenger RNA. RefSeq names its product regulator of G-protein signaling 9 (gene RGS9). Gene Ontology annotation, biological process: intracellular signal transduction; regulation of G protein-coupled receptor signaling pathway; G protein-coupled receptor signaling pathway. Lineage: Eukaryota; Metazoa; Chordata; Mammalia; Macroscelidea; Macroscelididae. The record is from RefSeq and is a predicted model, not a curated record. The transcript has 19 exons. The coding region runs from base 30 to 2075 and encodes 681 amino acids.
UCUGGAUCUGAAUUCAUCCAGGGUCCAGGAUGACAAUCCGGCACCAAGGCCAGCAGUACAGGCCAAGGAUGGCCUUUCUCCCAAAGAUCGAGGCUCUGGUGAAGGACAUGCAGAACCCAGAGACAGGAGUCCGAAUGCAGAACCAGAGGGUCUUGGUGACCACUGUCCCUCAUGCCAUGACAGGAAAUGACAUUCUACAGUGGAUUGUCCAGCGACUGUGGAUCUCCAGUCCAGAGGCCCAGAAUUUGGGAAACUUUAUUGUCAAAUAUGGCUACAUCUAUCCCCUGCAAGACCCCAAGAAUCUCGUUCUCAAGCCCGAUGGCAGCCUCUACCGAUUCCAGACACCGUACUUCUGGCCCACCCAGCAGUGGCCAGCUGAAGAUACAGACUACGCCAUCUAUCUAGCCAAGCGGAAUAUCAAGAAGAAAGGGAUUUUGGAAGAAUAUGAAAAGGAAAAUUACAAUUUCUUGAACAAAAAGAUUAACUACAAGUGGGACUUUGUCAUCAUGCAGGCCAAGGAGCAGUACAGGGCUGGAAAGGAAAGGAACAAAGCGGACAGGUACGCCAUGGCCUGCCAGGAGAAGGCGUAUUGGCUGGUCCACCGAUGCCCUCCAGGAGUGAACAAUGUGCUGGACUAUGGCCUGGACAGAGUGACCAAUCCGAAUGAAAUUAAGAAACAAACCAUCACGACUGUCAAAAAAGAGAUCAUGUAUUACCAGCAAGCCUUGAUGAGGUCCACGGUGAAGUCCUCGGUGUCCCUUGGAGGGAUUGUCAAGUACAGUGAGCAGUUCUCCUCCAAUGACGCCAUCAUGUCCGGCUGCCUCCCCAGCAACCCCUGGAUCACAGAUGACACUCAGUUCUGGGACUUAAAUGCCAAAUUGGUGGAAAUCCCAACCAGGAUGCGGGUGGAAUGCUGGGCCUUCAACUUCAGCGAGUUGAUCCGUGACCCCAAGGGCCGCCAGAGCUUCCAGUACUUUCUCAAGAAGGAAUUCAGCGGGGAGAAUCUGGGCUUCUGGGAAGCCUGCGAGGACCUCAAGUACGGAGAUCAGUCCAAGGUCAAGGAGAAGGCCGAGGAGAUCUACAAGCUGUUCCUGGCCCCAGGGGCGAGGCGCUGGAUAAAUAUAGAUGGGAAGACCAUGGACAUCACGGUGAAGGGGCUGAGGCACCCCCACCGCUACGUGCUGGAUGCGGCACAGACCCACAUCUAUAUGCUCAUGAAGAAGGAUUCUUAUGCUCGCUACUUAAAAUCUCCCAUCUAUAAAGGAAUGCUGGCCAGGGCUAUUGAGCCUCAAGAAACCACCAAGAAAAGCGCCACCCUCCCGUUUAUGCGGCGUCAUCUGCGCUCCAGCCCAAGCCCCGUCAUCCUGCGGCAGCUGGAAGAAGAAGCCAAGGCGAAGGAGGCAGCCAACACUGUGGACAUCACCCAGCCACGCCAGCCCCCCACACCCAGCCCCCACCUGACCGUGUAUACUGGGACCUGUGUGCCCCCCUCGCCAUCCAGCCCCUUCUCAGCAUCGUGCCGUUCCCCACGGAGGCCCUUCCCCUCACCCAGCCGCUUCCGACGGCCCAGCAGCACCGUGUGCCCCUCGCCCAUCAGGGUGGCUCUGGGCAGCUCCGCAGGCCUGGAGCAGGAGGGCGAGGCCAGCGGGCCUGGUGCCCACCGUGGGCCCUCUGGGGCCGAGAGCAGUGAAGCUUCUCUGGACUCGGAGCUGAGCUCAGGCUGCCUCUGGCCCCGCGGCCAGCCCAGGGCGCCCCCCAAGGCCCGUGUGGCCCUGUCCUUCGGCAGAUUCCUGAGGCGCGGCUGUCUGACCUCCCCCGUCUUCGCCCGCCUCUCACCCAAGUGCCCCCCUGUGCCCCAUGGCAAGGUGCAGCCCCUGGGGGACACAGGCCAGCAGCUGCCGAGGCUGAGACCCAAGAAGGUGACCAACUUUUUCCAGAUCAAAAUGGACGUGCCCACGGGGAGCGGGACCUGCCUGAUGGACUCGGAGGAGGAUGGCACAGUGGGCGAAGGAGGUGACCGGGACAAGGAAGUCAUCUGUCCCUGGGAGAGCCAGGCCGCGGGGAAGGCAGGCUGA